Messenger RNA from Vitrella brassicaformis, 599 nucleotides. Lineage: Eukaryota; Vitrellaceae. The record is from the annotation of a GenBank genome assembly.
AUGGGACCCCGCUAUGCAAAAGUCAGGGAGCCCUCUUGAUGCAACGUCCAAGCGGACUCAUUUAUCCUUCUUUCCUCUGUGCGUGCGAUCGUGUCCAGAACCUCAAGAUUGCGAGUCUGACGGCAAGCGAUGGUGCGCCGGCCCGUCACUGCAACAGGACCGCGAAGAGUACGAGACGUGCGUGCGGGGUGGCUGCCUUUCGAUUUGAGGGCGGCAAGGAGGUGAGAAUGGAGACCAUUGAUGAGUUGAUGACUUGCGUCUCGCAUAACUCUGCCUGUCUGUCUUCGCAGGCGUACAAGUACACCUGCAAUGACAGCUACAAGCAGCUCAAGUUCGUCAAGGACAGAAAAACACAAGACGGCUACUACCAGAAAGAGGGCCUUCCGUUCUGCGCAGGUGCGCGAUGACAAGGAGUGUCUCCAGUCACCAUCACUGCCGGCUUGUAUCUCAUCUUGUGGCCUGCGUGUUGGUCAGCGGACUGCGAGGCUCUCGGCAAGGACAUGUGCGGUGGCAAGGAAGGCCGAAAGGGCACGUGCAUUAAGGGAGACAUCUCUACUGACGCAGACGCCAUCGGGGAGUCCCCCAGCCAGUCAUACUAG